AUGGCAAUGGAGAGAGAUCCAUUUCUCCAUCACUCCUGCAGGACCGGCAAAGGGGACCAACAAGCCACCUCGGAUGCGCAGAUUGGCCCCCCAUGCGUCCCAUGCGUCGUGGGGAGCUCGCGGCUCGCGAGGCUGUGCACCGCGAUCCUGAAACGGGGGUCCAACUACGCCGCCGCGGUCACAGUCUCACUCUUGUCGAAUCGUCACCGCUCCGGUCCGCAGGGGAGAAGCGUGUUUGAGCCCAUGUCGACUGUCACGGGAGUGGCUGCCUGCACGGAACCCCCCAUCCGCAGCGGAUCCAUUGCGCGGCAAGUGGACGAGACGGCGACAGUGACAGCAAUGGCAAUGUCACUCGGCCCGGGCGAGGUGCUUGGCUCGAAGCUGGGGCAGAUGCGAUGCGUCCGUCACACGAGCUCUUUCGAUGCUGGGACCUGGGAUCGAGGCUGGGUGGAGGUUGAGGUUUCAAGCCCGGGGCAGACGCUGCAGCAGCAAGGGACAUGUCCAGGGACGUUAUGUGUGUACGGUGGGUCGCUGCUUCCUGAAUCCUGCCAUGUCCAGAUGGAUACAGGGGGUAGCCCUUGCCGCUAA
Molecule: messenger RNA, 588 nt
Organism: Purpureocillium lilacinum
Lineage: Eukaryota; Fungi; Ascomycota; Sordariomycetes; Hypocreales; Ophiocordycipitaceae
Source: RefSeq, a predicted model, not a curated record